UCAUCGUUAAACAUCGUACUUACUUAAUUAAGUAUGAGAAAUUAAUAUGAUCUUGCCGUAAAUUAUAUUUGUAUAAAUUUAUAUAUAUAUAUACGUAUCGCGACGAUUUGGACGAACUCGUGCAAAGAUAUCGUCGUUCUUUUAUUUUCUUUCUAUUCUUCUGUAUCUCGUUUUUCAUUCCAACGAAAUAUCCAUUAUCUUUGAUUAGUUUAAUUUUAUUCACGUAUUAUUAUCGUGAAUGCGAUUACAUUCUCGUUCUCGUUUCUCACUUUGAUUUUAUCGAAUAGAGAGAAUUACACGCGAUAGAAUGAAAUCAAAUACGAGAUAAGAAAAAACAAGUUGGAACGUUUGUAAAGUUGCGUGUAAAAUCCUUCGCUUCGACUCGUAGUAUGUAGUAUGCAGUAUGCUUGCGAGUUACGAUAGAUAUCGUUGAAGAGAGCAACGGUAGUUGUUAACUUUUUUUUUUAGUAAAAGACAGAAGAAGAAAUUAUUUUUUUUCAGUGAUGUGGCUUUCUUACUUUGAUUAAACAGCAUGCGCCGUUUUCUAAAUAUUCGCUCCGAAUUUUCGAAUCAAUAGCUGGCCGUUAAUUGCUAUUCACCACGUACGCGACGUGCGCGCGAUGUGACAAAGACUAGAUAAGUUGCACGUGAUUAUAUAGUAGAGGCGGUCCAUAUUGCCAAUCAACUCUGCCAGUAUGGCUACUUCUUCCCGGUGAAUGACUCCAAGACACUCACCGUAAGGGAUGAUAGUUCUCUGUAUAGAUUUCAGACACCAUGUUAUUGGCCAUGGCAACAUAAAAUCCCUGAUAACAUGGAAUAUGCUAUUUAUCUGGCUAAGAGAACUUUAAGAAACAAGCAACGACAUGCUCUUGAAGAUUACGAAAUUGAAGCUUUAAACAGUCUACGUAGGAACUUGCAGAACAAGUGGGAUAUGAUACAACUUCAAGCUGAAGAACAGGUUCAGGUACGCUUAUCGAAGGAGCGAAAAAAAGGGGAUAAAAUAGUAAGCGAUUCUCAAGAGCGAGCAUUUUGGAGAGUUUACAGGCCACCACCUGGUUGUCUAAGUAGCCUCGAAGUAACACCCGUACCUACGCGUUUUCAUCCCGGACUUUCACGUCCUCCAUCGCGUAAACGCACUAUAACCGAUCUGCAACGCGAGGUGGCCCUUUUGAAGAACAGCUUAACGCGUACAAGAAUAAAAGUUUCUGCUGCUAUCGAAAAUUUCAACUCAUACUACGAAACAUACGUGGAUUACGAUCCAAUGUUUGUACAGCCACAACCUUCCAAUCCAUGGAUUACCGACGAUCAAACAUUUUGGCAGCUAAACAGUCCUCUAGUGGAAAUUCCUACGGAAAAACGUGUUAAGCGGUGGGCAUUAUCCAUGGAGGAGUUAAUGUCCGAUCCUACUGGUUUGCAAGAAUUUACGCAGUAUUUGAGAAAAGAAUACAGUCAUGAAAAUAUACGAUUUUGGUUAGCGGUUAAAGAUUUGAGGCAUAGUUUUCAAGCAAAAAUACCCGACAAAGUUAACGAAAUCUUCAGAGAAUUCUUAGCACCCGGAGCACCUUGCGAGAUAAAUAUAGAUGGGAAGACGAUGGAAAAGGUUCAUCAAGAGAUGAAAAAUCCAAAUCGAUUCACGUUCGAUUCCGCCGCUGAACACGUGUACACGUUGCUUUUGAAAAAGGAUUGUUAUCCUAGAUUUAUUCGUUCCGAUCAGUAUCGAAAUUUAUUAGCCUCUGGUGUGCAACCUUCGCAAAAAAAAUGGUUUUUUUUCGGGGGACAAGCGAAAAAGAAAGUUUCUUCGACUUCGACUUCGAUUUCGGCCCCAACUCCGACAACGAGCACGUUGCAACAUCAUGCUGUAACCGCCGGCGGGGGAGGAGGGAGUGGAGGUGGUAGUAAACGAAGGGGAAGCGAUCGAAGCCUUUCCGGAUCUGCUCACGAGUUAGCCAUUUGUGGUAUUCGAGAUACAAGUUCGAUGCCUAGAGUACCGCAUUCUCACAGUCAGUCGAAUCUCACCGAUAUUCCAUAUAGGGGAGAUCUGGCUCGACUCGUAAAGAUUCCAACAAGGCCUAUCCCGCAUAACGUUCAGGAUGCUGGCGCAUCGGAAACAUCGACGGCUCGCCCUAUGGACGACGUUUGCCCGUGGGACGUGGCUCCGGGGCCGAGUGUAGAGCACGAUAUAGAUGCGGGCGCGCAGCUACGCCAUCCAAUAUCAUCUGGAGUGACGUCGUCGGUUGAAAGCCAAGCGGAAGAAGGAAACAAUAACUUGAUUAGCCAGUCGCAUUCCAUCGAAGUUGCGGCACGCCCGUCUCGCAAAAAUUCAUCGCAAUUCGACUCCUGUAGUUCCUCAUCGGACGUGAGCUUGGCCGUCACGGAAGCGGUAUCGGAACAUCUUCGAAAGUCUUGCAGUUUGCAGCAAAGCAGCAGCACAGGUGGGACGAGUACCUCGGAACGAAUCGGUAUGACGACGCGGAAUUAUUCGAUCGGCUCGGUCGGCGGAAGGGCGAAACUUGGAGAGAUCGGGCGACCGUCGGCUUCGUCCUUCAAUUAUCCGUCGCCGCAGCAUUCGUUCGAAUACUCGCACGUGGUGACGGAGAUCCGAUCCGAGGGGAAGGAGAUCGCCGAGGUGGUCGAGACCGAGACGAGGUCAAAGGUCACGUUGGUGGAGAAGGAACACGCGAAGAAAACAUUGAGCAAGGCCCCCCUGAUAAGCAUUAGCGCGAUCGUGGGCGAUCUGGCGAGCGAUAGCUUCGCGGUUCAAGCGGAGGAAAGGAAGGAGGACGAUUGCGGCAAAGGUGUGGCGGCGGUUAAGGAAGGGGAGGUGGAAAUUGAGAAAAGGAAAGGGGAGGUGGAGGGUGAUAAAGGCGACGCGAUGGUCGCGGAAGAAAAUUUGGCGAUUUCGACUCGAGUGGAAACGGAGACGGAGGAAUCGCUGGAGGAGGCGCAAGUCGUUCCUGUUUGGGAGCCGGACACCCGACAGGACGACCAAAUAGCACCCGUUACCCAACCAGCUCCUCAACAAAAGCGUGACAAUAACGUUAACGAAGUGUGCCCGUGGGAAGACGAGGAAAACUGUAGAGUGGAUGCACCCUAUGUGAAAACCUACGCGACUUUAGGUUAUUUGUAACUUUAGAUAUCGGUACUAAACAUACAUUUCACGUAUAAACAUUUGCAAUUUCAAUUCCCAUUUUACUUCACUUUUGCCAAGUCCGAGUGCCCGACCUAUUUCAAAUACAUAUUGAUCAUCGUUUCUCGUUAUAUUUCUCAUUUCAUUCCGAAAGAUGGAUCGAUUCGUUGAAACGAAAUUUAUUUCGCUUAUCACUUAUUUCGUACCGUUGUAACAGACAGAUAUUUAUGGACGGAUAAUUGUCGAGAUACGAAAUGAUUCGAAGUGGAGAGAAAUGAAAUAAAGAUUUGCUCCAGCACAGGUGUAAACAGAUGUAAACGAACUAGCAAGCAAGCAAGCAAGUAAGUAAGUAAAUAAAUAACUAAGUAAAUAAAUAAAUAAUUAAGCAAACAAAUAAAUAAAUAAGUAUUAAAAAGAAUCUUAUUUGUACAAAGUAUAAUAGAUACUUUGUGGUGGUGACGCGGAUUUAAAGUAAGAUUUGCCUUGAAUCUUUUGUGCGUAUAAGAGGAAUGUUAUUUAUUUUAUUUAUUUAUUUAUUCUUUCUCGAUUUACGGUCGACAAUUUAAACCGACCGUUUCGUUACGACGCGAAUAAGAAAGUGAAUAAGCAGGCCUGAAUAAACGCAACAAACGUCUGCUUCGACGUUAUAUACAGAUAAUUAAACAAAUUCGAAAUCACAAAAUUAAGCUUAGUUUGGCCGAACGAUGAAGUAUAUAGUUAUUUACUUUUCAAGAUUUUCAAAUCGAUUUAUUCGACGAAAACAAAUUAAAGAGCGUCCUGCGAGUGCUAGUCAACCAUGAGCCCAUUGACUCCGCUUUCGUAGCUCGCAAAUUUCUUCGACACGAGCAAAGAAGAACGAUAAGAUUCCACUUGUUAAUUCGAAUAAAUCGUUUCGAAACGGAAAAAAAAUUUCUCGGUAUGGAAAACGGAACGAUUGUAUAUUGUACGAAUGAAUCGUUCGAAUUAGAUGACGAUUAAAUUAAACGAGUGAUUUAGAUCACUCUGCUUCGCUUGAUAAAAUAACUUGAAUGUCGCGAUAUUUGAUUGUCGUUUAAUCCAGGCGUCGAUACAACAAUGUUAUAACAAUGUCGAACGACAACGGCAACAACAACAACGAGCGUAAAAAACUUUUUAGCUCGCUUGCGUGCUACGAGGCCUGAAUAUCUAUACUCUAUAACGGCCUGCUGACGGUUAUAAACGAGUAUUACCAAAUAAAAAAGACGAACCUAUAAGAUGAACCCUCCCUUUUAAUCUCUUCGGUAUUUACUUGUUAAAAACGUUACUCUACUCGCUGUUCCUAUUAUCGAGAUCGAGAUCGAGAUCGAGUUCAAUUUCAAGAAAGGAAAGAGAAAAAGGUACGAGAAAUAAUAUAAUAAUAAUAAUAACGAUUCGUUUGUUUACCACUUAUUUAGAAGAUAUCGAAUCUUGUUAUACGUAUAUCGUAAUAUAUAAUACCUCGAGGUGUAGAGCGUGUUUAUUGGGUUCUCGGUACUGUCACUGCCCCAGUACCAAGAUCCCUAACGAUCUAAACAAAUUUCAAUUCUCAAGUUCUUAAUCGAUUAAUUAAGAGAAAUUUAAGGAAAAAACUACUACUCCACUACUUGUUCCGCUCGACGAUGUAAUUCAACUUAUUCUCUCCCUUAGAGAGUUUAUUCGAUCGCUUGUUAAAAAAAAAAAAAAAGAAAAAAAAAUGGUAGGAACGUGUCGUUGUAUCGUAAGAAAUUAGAAAGAUAAUCUUAUUAUAGAGCAUUAUACGUACAUGGUAAUCGUAAUAUUUUAUCAAAUGAAAUCGUAAUAAAUAAUUGGAAUGGAAAAGGGAAAAUCGAUUAUUGAUCGUGAAUUGUACACGUAUAAUAGUGUACAAUACUUUUGUCUACGGCGACUGGACUCGAUUGUUAAACGAAAUUAACGAAACAUCGUUAUUAUCGAAACUAAAAUUUACGAACGACGGGGAAAUGGAUAUUUUAUAGCCUCGUUUCUUUUUCUGGAAAUAUUUCGACGAAUAUCUGUUUUUGUAACGAUUUCGCGAGGAGAAGAAGAGGAAGAAGAAGAAGAAAUUGAUUUACGACAGAGAUACAUACGAUAUCUUUACGUUUCGUAAUAGAAGGUAGAAAAAAAAGUUCGGGCACUCGAGGCUAGAGUUUAAGAAAUCCUUAAGAGACGUAUUCACGACGAUAUCGUGUAUCGUCUUAUUCAACAGCUCAAUUUAACUAUUGUAAAACAUCCUUAUGAAAAAUAGAUAGUCGGUUAAUAAGAUAAAAGUGAGAUAUCGCGAUUCUUAUGGGAACGAAUAUAAUAUAUUAUAUACGAAAUCAUAAUGAAAUACGGCAUAGGUAUCGAGAUGAUUUUUUCCGUUAGUCUCAGCAUUAGCAAAUGUACGUAGUUUCGACUGUACGACUGACGAUUAGUCUUAUUUACGAAAUACGAUGACUCGUGAAUACAAGACUAUUCAUCUACCUAUAUAAUAAUAUAUACAUACAUAUAUAUAUAUAGUAUAUAUAUAUGUAUAUAGUAUAUGCCACGUUGAAGAAUAAAAUUUCGUUCGAUCAAGCAUGCGACGAGAAUAAAUAGGUUGGUAAUAAAAUAAAUUACGACAAACGAAUCAAACAACUAUUUUUGUUCUCUUUUUGCAGAAACGUUUUAUAUGUAUUGUGCGUAUAAUGCCGUUCCGUCGUUAUUAUUACAAUUUUUCAAUCACCGAUCGUGAAUAAUAGAUUUUAUUCGCUAUCGUUUACUCGCUGACUCGCAUCACCCUUGCAUAUAAUACACAUAUAAGGGGCAAUCGAGAGGAUCGUUGUACGUCAUGAAUCUUUAAGCGUUAUUCGAUUUCACGUUCCGUUUGUGUAUUUUUCGUGUUACGUAAAUUGGUAAAACGAACGUUUCAUCGACGACGAAAAGUGACGUGUAACGUAUCUGUUGGCCAUUGUUAUCUUUUUUUUUUUUUUUUUUUCGUUCAACGCGGAGAAUGCAUCGCCAGAGGUCCGAGAGUAAUCGAUAUCAUUGUAGAUAGAAACGGAGAGAGGAAUGAACGACGUACAAAUUACUCGACGAUUCCUAAUUAUUUUUCCAUAUAUCGUUCGAUUCGUUUUCGAGAAAGAGAAUUACCCGGUUCGUCGAAUCGUAUCGUUAAUUUUUAUUUUUAUUUUAAGAUUAUAAAUAUUCUUCUUUUCUCCGAUUUUUUAUUAUUAUUAUCGUUUCAAAAGGCGCUAAUCGAAUUCGUAAUCCAUCCACGAAUAACACGAGAACAGAUAUUUGAAAAUCGAUCCGUUAAGACACGUAACGCGUAUUCGAGAUUUCGAUGUGACUCGCGGUCGGUUAUAUUUUUAUUUCAAAGCUAACGAUAAAUGUUAAAUUACGCGUGUAUUUUCGUAUUUCUUUUGCAAAUGGAAUCGGUAUCUUUCGUCGAGUUUUCGGAUCCGAGUUAGAAGACGAGGGAGAGAUAGGAGUAGGAACGGAAUAACGGAAUAGUGAAAUAAUUUUAAAAGAUAUUUUGAUUCGCAAUAUUUGAUCGAGGCGCGAGUGCUUGUCGUAUUUUUAAGUCGAUCUAAAUCUAUUUAUAUCUAUUUCGCUAAUCGCGUACUACAUGAACGAAAACAAUCGGAACGUAUUCCCUUUUUAUUUUUAUUCUCCAUUUCUAGAUCUUUGCCAAUAGUACAAAUGUAACUUAAAGUAUAGCGUAAUUUACGGAUAAGCCUGGCUCCGAUACGAUCUAGAUAUACAAUCGUACACAACGCAUCCAUCCUAUUUCCUUUUCUUUUCUUCUCUCCUUCUUAACUUUCCUUUACUCGCUUUUCCUUCGUUCUGUCGUUGUACAAUAAAUUAAUAUAUCGUUGUACGACCGUUUUCUUAAAUUUUGAAAAACGAGACGAGAUAUUUUACCGUUUCGAUAUUAAUCGGAUUAAGAUUAUUUCGGUUCGAUUUCGAUCGAGUGAAAUUAUGCGUGAGAUGAAAUCAAUCAUGUAAUUUUUCGAGUUACCCGUCGCAUUUCCCAUCGCUAUGCGAUGUGGUACGAAUAACUAGUCGGGAACGAGCCACGUUUAUCGGGAAAAGACUGAAAACGUACCUGAAAUUCACCCCUCCUUCGAAAACUCGUGUUGUAACAAAUUCUACGACUAACGUUUUAGAAUAACUAGUAUUGUCUCAUCGUUUCGAUAAAAAGGGGGAAAAAAAUGUAACUGAUAAAAGAAUAUUACUUACAUCUCGAGAAAGAACGAAGAUAAUUUUAAGCGUUACUACGGAUGAGAAAAGGGGUGAUCGAUUCAAGAUUUCAGCGAUCCUUGACGUGUCCCGAGACGUUUUCAUCUGUAUUUUGUAUUAGAUCGAUCUAUCGCCAAGUCGUUUUAACGAGAGUAUAAUAUAUAUAUAUACAUAUAUAUAUUAUUAUGUGUAUAUAUGUAUAUGUAUAUAUAGUUAAAAAAAAAAAGUGUAUAUCUAGCGAAUUAUUGUUAGUAAUCGAGAAAAAGAUAGCGUAGAGGUUCUCGUCUCACCGACAACAUCGUCUUAUUCGAGAACAUUGCUGCUUUUUUUUUUUUUUAAUCGUCGAAAGAAGAUAAGAUCGUUCGAUUUAAUUGGGAGAUAAAUGUUUUUACACGGAUCAAUCAAUGGGGGAGGGGGAAGAGUGAAACAAAAGACGAAAAAUUAUAAACGAGAAACGACGAGAUCGAAAAGGAUCGAUGAUACGAAAGGAAAAGUUGGUAUUCGUUCGAAACGUGUCCUAUGAUCAUCGCUUAUUUGCGUUUUUUUUCUAAUUCUUUAUCUCUUUUUACCAUAGAUAUUUGAUAACGAAUUAAUAAAGCUGUAUACUAUCGCGUAUAUAUACGCGAGGAAAAAGAAAGAUAUAUCGUUUCUUAAAUUGUUUUCUAUAAUGGGCACAAAGAUUCGUACGAAGAAAGGCGACUAAGAGAAGAGGGGAGGGGGGUAGAGACUCGAAGAUACGAAAGCAGUAUAUUUACGUACGAGGAAUUGCAAAAUUGAAUCGAUUAACUGCGUUUUAAGAGAUUAAAUCGAAGAGAUGAAUCGGACUAUUUGAAAGGAAGAAAAGAAGGAAGGAAGGAAAAAAAAAAAGAAAAAAAAAAAAGAAAAAAAAAUGUAUAAAAUAGAAUCCAAAUAUAUGGAUCUCUUCGUUACAUUCUAAAUCAGUUAUGAACGUUAAAUAGAUGCUUAAACGAUAUUAGAAAUUGUAAAAAAUUCGAAUUGAAGGAAGAAGCAAAGUAAUCAUCUUUGUAUUAGAUAAGUUGUAAUUGCGCUAAUGACUCGCGAUACGUCUAUCGCAACUUAUAUAUAUAUAUAUAUAUAUUUUAAAAACUGUAUUAAACGCGUUGAACGUCGUUUGUCGUUCACCGAAUAAAAAAACUGAUUAUUUAAUAUACCACCACGUAUAUUGCAAAUAUAUUGCAAAAGAAUGAAACGGAUAAAACCGUGUGUUACCACUUACCACAUUUGGAAACGUGUUAUAGAAAUAUAAAUAAAAAAAAAAAAGGCUUUGGUGUAUAUAGUUUUGUAAAGUAAUAAAAAAAUGUAUAGAGACGAAGUAAUAUAGUAGACGAAGGGAGAAAAGGCGUACCACCGGUGUUGAACCGACACAAAUUCGUCGUUCGACAAUUCGUUUGGUCAAGGCCGAUAUAUUAACUAUCGAAAUUGAAUCGAAGCGACGCGAUGCGACGCGACGCGAAACAAUGCGCUUGUAUAUCGAGGGAAUUGUUGCAUUGGACGUAAUUUUACCAUGCGUAAUUGAAUUGAACCGAAUCGUUUCGUUAAAUGUAGCUGCGUUUACGCGUAUGUAGGUAUGUAUGUAUGCGUACACAUGCACACGCACACGUAUACGUAAAAGCAGAAAGAAUGUUAAAUAAAAUAUGUGAUACAUGCGUAUUAUUUUAAGCUGUCGAUAGAAUGUCCCAAUAUUAAAUAUAUUAUAGCGAGAUUAAA
Messenger RNA from Apis mellifera (honey bee), 9052 nucleotides. Its product is annotated as regulator of G-protein signaling 11. Bases 812 to 3127 code for a protein of 771 amino acids. The record is from RefSeq and is a predicted model, not a curated record. Gene Ontology annotation, biological process: regulation of G protein-coupled receptor signaling pathway; intracellular signal transduction; G protein-coupled receptor signaling pathway. Lineage: Eukaryota; Metazoa; Arthropoda; Insecta; Hymenoptera; Apidae. The transcript has 14 exons.